This is a messenger RNA of Salvelinus sp. IW2-2015, 6024 nucleotides long. Its product is annotated as cartilage intermediate layer protein 1-like. NCBI's taxonomy places the organism in Eukaryota, Metazoa, Chordata, Actinopteri, Salmoniformes, Salmonidae. The record is from RefSeq and is a predicted model, not a curated record.
GACAGCAGCAGGUUUCCAACCACCAUCAUUCACACCUGAGAGCACUCAGACUCUGUAGCCUGCCAUUUUGAAGAACAGCACAAUUUCUUCUUGACUUGAUAAUAUAAUACACGCAGAGAGAGAGAAGGAAAGCAUCCAAGUUUGUAAUUGUGGGACACCAUGUGGGACGUUACAAAAGUGUCACUACUCCUGUCUUUCCUGGUGGCAGUGGCAGCGGCUCAAGGGCCCUUCAGGAACAGCUCUCUGCUCAGGAAGUGGAGUCAGACAGACAGGAGCAGGAAGCUGGCCUACAACAUGCUUACUGAGCCACAGCAGACCACAGGCGUGACUGAAUGGACGUCCUGGUUCAACAUCGACCAUCCAGGGGGGAAUGGAGACUACGAGCGGUUAGAGGCCAUCCAGUUCUACUAUAGGGAGAGGGUGUGUGCCCGGCCGGUGGCCAUGGAGGCCCGCACCACGGACUGGGUGGCAGCAGCAGAGACUGGGGAGGUGACUCAUUCCAGCCUGGAGAAGGGCUUCUGGUGCAUCAACAAGGAGCAGGCCUACGGACGCAUCUGCUCCAACUACUACGUCCGCUUCCAGUGCCCACCAGUUCAGGCCUACUGGAUGGACUGGUCUGCCUGGGGCCCCUGCUCUGCUACAGCCUGUAAUGACGUGGGCAUUCAGGUCCGUCAGAGGAAGUGUAUGAGCAUCCAGCCCAUGCCCUUGCUACUGGUUCCGCCAUGCCAGGGGCCCCAGACAGAGAGGAGGGAGUGUGCCACCCUGCCAUGUGAAGCCAAGUGGACUCAGUGGGGUACGUGGGGAGCAUGCUCAGUGACCUGCGGCAAGGGUCGCAGGAUCAGAAGGAGGACCUGUGUGAGAACCUCUAUAACAGUGCAGUGUGUUGGUCGAGCAGCUGAAAUCCAGAAAUGUGGGAAAAAUCCAUGCCCACCCAAAUGUAAGCGUGAGUGUCCCGAUGGCCGUCCCAGUGAGGACUGUAGCCGCUGUGUGUGUGUGGGCCACAUGCUCCAAGGAGAGGUACUCAGUAUGACCGGUGUCCCCGUGAUGGGGGCCAGGAUAGCGCUGGCCAGCAGACCCAAGAUCAUCCGUACCCGCACUGACGCCAAAGGCCUCUUCAGGCUCCCAGGGGUCUGCUCCAGCUCCCCCAGCCAGCUCUACAUCAGGAAGGAGAAGUUUGCCCCGGCCACUGCAUCCACCUCCAGCAACAGCAGCGGGUCAUCCUGGGUACGGGCAGUUCUAAAGUACGCAGAGAAGCCAUACAUUGUAAAGCACCCAGAGGACAAAGUGCGCUAUGAGGGACAGCGUGUGAUGUUAUGCUGCAAGGCAGCAGGGGCGCCCAUGCCAGACAAGUACUACUGGUAUCACAAUAGGACCCUAUUGGACCGGAACGUGUUCAAAUAUGAAGAGGAUCUGGUGCUGAGAGACCUGAAGCCUGAGCAGACAGGACAUUACUACUGUAAAGCCAGCAGCCAAACAGGAAGCAUCAAGUCCUCACAGGCAUUCCUCAGCGUUAUCGCUAAAGGCACGCCGGCAUGCAACCCCACACCUAUGAACCACCUCAUUAGGCUGCCCAUGGACUGUGUUCAGCCUGGGACUGACUCUAAGCUCUACAACGCUGGCCGCUGCACCCACAACAAGUGUGUAGGCUCCCUGGACUUCGACCUGCGCUGCAGGGAUGGAGGUGGCUACUGCUGCGGGGUCCAAAAGAUGGAGAGCCGGGUGAUCAACUGUGGGAGCUACAGCCUACCCAUCAAAGCUGUGACUGAGUGUGGCUGUCUGAAGUGUGUGGUGCCCAAGGUGCUUGUGCGUGGCAGGGUGGUCACAGUUGACAACAAUGAACCACUGCGUUUCGGGCACAUGUACGUUGGCAAGGAGAGAGUGGGCACCACAGGGUACAAAGGAGGUUUCACGCUCAAUAUAACCCCAGACACAGAGAGGCUAGUGGUCAACUUUGUGGAUCCCACAGAAAAAUUCAUUGACACUCCUAAGGUGUUUAUCUUUGACAAGAGAGGGGGCUCUGUUUACCAUGACGUGAAGGUGAUGAGAAAGCAGGAACCUAUUGAUAUCAAUGCUGGAGAGACAAAUACCAUUGACUUAGGAGAUAUCAAAGGAGAGGACCCCAUUGGACAGAUUGUCAUACCUCCAAAUUCUUUCCACAAAAACAAUGGGGAGGUGUACGAAGGUACGGUGAAAGCCAGUGUCACCUUCAUUGACCCCAGGAACAUCACCACAGCUGCUGCAGCGCCUGGUGAUCUCAACUUUGUGGACGAUGAGGGUGACAUGCUUCCACUGAGGACAUAUGGGAUGUUUUCCGUUGACUUCAGAGAUGAGAUGAACCAGGAAGUCCUAGGGGCUGGAGCGGUACAAGUACUCCUAGACACACAGCACGUCAAAAUGCACGAACACAUUCCCAAAAUGAAACUGUGGUCCCUCAACCCAGACACAGGUGUCUGGGAGGAGGAGAGUGACUUUCACUACACUCAGACCACAUCGAGUGGUAAUGGACGGCGCAAGCGAGAGGAGCGCACUUUCCUCAUAGGUAAUAUGGAAAUCAGGGAGCGCCGACUUUUCAACCUGGAUGUGCCUGAGAACCGCCGCUGCUACGUCAAAGUGAGGGCGUACAUGAGUGACAAAUUUCUGGCCACUGAGCAGUUGGAAGGUGUGGUCAUCAGCCUGAUAAACCUGGAGCCCAAGCCUGGCUUCUCCUCUAACCCCAGAGCAUGGGGUCGCUUUGACAGUGUGAUAACUGGACACAACGGCGCCUGCCUGCCAGCCUUCUGUGAUGCUCAGGUGCCUGAUGCUUACACAGCUUACGUCACAGGCAUUAUGGGUGGUGAAGAACUGGAAGCAGCUCCCUCAACCCCCAAGAUGAACCCAAACAUCAUUGGAGUGUCUCAGCCAUAUUUAGACAAGAUAGACUACCAGCGUUCAGACCACAAUGAUCCAGCUCUUAAGAAAACAGCCUUCAGAAUUCACUUGGCAAAACCCAACCCCAAUAAUUUGGAAGAGACCAACGGGCCAAUAUACCCCUAUCAGAGUUUAAUAUCCUGUGAAAAUGCUGAAGUCAAUGCCAACCAUUUCCGAUUCUUCAGAGUGGAAAAGGACAAAUACGAAUAUAACGUUGUGCCCUUUCAAGAGAACGACUUAACAUCGUGGACAGGUGACUACCUCUCUUGGUGGCCCAACCCUCAAGAGUUCAGGGCUUGCUUCAUCAAGGUCAAGAUCCAGGGGCAAAGGGAGGUUAUGAUAAGGUCACAGAACCAUGGAGGCACCCAUCCUGAGACUGCAGGCCAGCUGUACGGCAUCAGAGACAUUCGCAGUACCCGCGACAUGCACGUGGCCAACAUCUCAGCAGCUUGCCUUGAGUUCAAGUGCAGUGGUAUGCUCUUCGACCAAGCCGCAGUCGAUAGGUCCCUCAUAUCAGUCCUCCCACAGGGCAACUGUCGGAGAGUGGGCAUCAACAGCCUCUUAAAGGAGUACCUGACCAAGCACCCCCCUACCUCACCGAACAACGAGUCCCAUGCCUUCAACAUGCUGGCCCCCGUCGACCCCUUGGGGCACAACUAUGGCAUCUACACAGUCACGGACCAGAACCCAAGGGUGGCAAAAGAGAUCGCCAUUGGACGCUGUUUUGACGGUACCUCUGACGGCUUCUCCAGAGAGAUGAAGUCAGACACUGGGGUUGCUCUGACCUUCAGCUGCCCAGAGAGGACUUUAACCAGGGAGAGUCUCUUCCAACGCCUCCAGACAAACCCCAGCCAGACCCUGUCUCAGAUGGCAAGGGACAUGAGGGAGGCGCAGGGGCUGCAGGUCCGAGGAAGGUCCUCCCGGGUAGUGACCUACCCCUCUGAAUCCACGAGCCGCAGAUCCAGCUCCUCUAGCAGGAGGAMAUCUACGAUGCGGACACAGGACCGGCAGUAGAUCUGCCGUUAAGUCUUUGGGUUAGAAAUGAAGAUGACUUACUCUCACAAACAAAAGAAGGAAAUGUCAAGUUGUGUCAGCCUGGUGAUGUUGGAUGUGAACUUUCUCUGAACACAGUACAGUAAUCUAUUGAAACAGUAACCACUCCAGCAAAACCACACAGGAGAGAGAAAUUAAGACUUUUUUUCUCUGAAACUUACUGGAAGGGUUUGGCAAUACAUAUCAGUAUUAAUUGUAUUCCUUGAGAAGAAAUACAUUUCUUUAGCUUUCAUCAGUCCAGUAAAGCAAAGGAUAUUUAUUUAAUUGGCAUUAAUAGGAUUUUAAGACGGAAACCAAUUUCCGAGAAAUAUUUGGAUUUAUCGCGUUCCACAUUAACCAUCGUUAACCAACCCUCUUUUCUGAUAUCUCUGAUCGCUUGAGUUAUAACCAACUGCAACUGUAAACGCCAGUCAAAAUGAUAAACACUUCAUAAUCAGUCAACGCUUUCCAAGAUCAAAGGAACAUGAGGUCCUAGUGAUCUAGUUUGUUUGUAACAGACAGUGGGCCCCUUUUCUAGAAACCAGGAAGUAUUUUCUGCCAAAAAGAGGCAUUAUUUAAGAAGAUGCAAUGGGGUGCAAGGAGUUAUCGAGUUUGUGGAACAGAGGACGCUUCUUAGUGCGCUUGUUUCUUGCGUUUUUCUCUCCAAAUAAGUAUGUCACAUUUCCAACUGAGAUCCAGACCUUUACUCUAACCUGAAUACAACAUACAACAUGCACCAGGCCCCAGCCAACACAAGCGUCCCUUAUCAAAACGCAUCUCAGCAAGUUGACUGAACAGAGCCUGCGGUAGGGGACCUGGGAGAGAGAGGAGAUUGUGGGGGAUGACACAAUUCCCUUCAGUCCUCAGUUCCCACAAAGUCCCCAAGUACUCAUCCAACACACUUCUCUGUCUGUUCUUCAACAUCCCCCCAACAUUACUGUCAGGAAUGUAAAAAAACUAAAACAAAUCAACAUCAAAGAAGAAACCCUAUUUAUACAUUGCAGAUAAUUAGCUAGGUUAGUUCCAAGACUAAAUUGACUGUAUUGUUGUUAAAUGUGGGAGUGUCUGUCUUUGUCUCAUCAAGUGCAAUAGCUAUGUUCUAUUUUGACCUGAGAGCCCUUGCAAAUCAUCACGUGACAAGCCAAUUAUAUACUGCACCAGGUACUGCUGGUAAAUAGGGUAAAUCCUUCAGUAAGUUUGGCUGUGGUAUACCGAGUGUAUUUGUAAGGGACCUUGUACAGGAUUCAAUUGCUUUUUGAAUUACAGUGUAUAACAAUCAUUUAAAUGUUAGGUAAUCAUUUUACACUGUCAGUACCACAUAUAUUUCUGAUAUUUCUGCAAUCUGCUCCCAUUAUAAUGUUUUCAUAUCUUGCUGCAUGACACAUUAACUUUUAGCAAGAAGUGUACAAUCAUAUUUUCAGUUUAGAGAACACAGUCCCUUUCCAGAGGGACAGAUUUAUCUCAAUGGUACUAUUUCCCCAUAGCUACUAAACAACAACUUAUUAAUAUAGUUAACUUGCAGACAGACCUCUGAUUAUUACAGGACCAAUUCCACAAAUUUGUUUCCCAAUGGGAAAAUAGGCUCUGGGCGAAUGAAGUUUUAUUUAAACAGUCCUUCAAAAGAACCAAUUAUGAGCAUGCCGUCUUUCUACCCCUCACUGAGUACGAGUUGUAGAGGUUCUCCAGUGCUUGGGCAUUAGAGUGGCAAGUGGGAAGACAUUCAAAAAGGACCAUUUAAUUGGAUUCAGUAAUGGUAGGAAAGUUCCCCAUUGAUAGUAGGUCCAAACUUGUUUAUCUAUGUAGUGGGUGGCUGUGGGUCCCUUCAGACUGCUGGAGAGCGCCUAGAGCUGAACUAAUCCAAACCCAAAUGAGUGCCUGUAGAACACGGAGGAAGCAAACAUGGCUGGCUCGUAGUUAUCAGCCCAGCUGUUAAUUAGGAAAUACAUUACAGAUACUCUUGAGGGCACUUUGAAGAGAUUAACUUGUCUAGCCCCGGGCUAGCGGAACCCCACCCACAUUCCACUGAAAAGGCAGCGCGCGCGAAAUUCAAAAAUAUUUUUGGGAAAUAUUUUACUUUCACACAUU